GAGGAGGGUGAGGAGUCGGAGUUCGCUCGAGACAACAGGAAACCAAUGAUACCCAUAUGCCCUGUGGUCUCCUUCACCUACGUGCCCGGCCGGCUCGGUGAAGAUGCCAAAAUGGCCACCGGCAACUACUUCGGGUUCGGCCACGGCGCUGCUGCUCAGUACAGUCAACAGCCGACCGCCGGGGUGGCCUACACCCAUCCCACCACGGUGGCCAGCUACACUGUGCACCAGGCACCGGUAGCUGCUCAUACUGUUGCUGCAGCCUACGCUCCCACUGCAGCCGCAGUUGCCGUGGCACGGCCUGCUCCUGUGGCCGUGGCCCCGGCUGCUACCGCCGCCGCCUAUGGAAGCUUCCAGCCAGCCCAUGCUGCUGCAGAUUUUGGCUAUGCCCAGAGGCAGCCGGAAGUUCCUCCUCCACCCCCACCAGUGACCUCACAGAACUACCAGGACUCGUAUUCGUACGUGCGCUCCACUGCCCCAGCCGUAGCUUACGACAGUAAACAGUACUACCAGCAGCCUGCAGCUCCAGCGGCAGUGGUGGCAGCUGCACAACCUCAACCCACUGUGGCAGAAUCCUACUUUCAGACAGCUCCUAAGACUGGAUACAGCCAGGGGGCCACACCAUACACCCAGGCCCAGCAGACUCGACAGGUCACUGCCAUAAAGCCAGCAGCCCCAAGCCCGGCCACAUCGACCUUCUCUAUCUAUCCGGUGUCCUCCACAGUGCAACCUGUGGCGGCAGCAGCAGCAGCAGCCUCAGUGGUUCCUUCCUACUCACAGAGCCCCACCUACAGCACGAACGCCAUCACAUACUCUGGCACAUCGUACUCUGGUUACGAAGCAGCUGUGUACUCGGCUGCCUCGUCCUACUACCAGCAGCAGCAGCAGCAGCAGCAACAACAGCAACAACAGCAGCAGCAGCAGCAACAGCAGCAGCAACAACAGCAACAACAACAGAAGCAGGCAGUCGCAGCUGUUACAGCGACUGCAGCCUGGACUGGGAGCACCUUCGCCAAGAAGACCCCUUUCCCCAGCAAACAGCUGAAGCCGAAGCAGCCCCCCAAACCCCCACAGAUUCACUACUGCGAUGUGUGCAAGAUAAGCUGUGCGGGGCCUCAGACAUACAAAGAGCAUCUGGAGGGUCAGAAGCACAAGAAGAAAGAGGCAGCACUGAAGGCAUCUCAGGCAGGGAGCAGUGGAGGGACAGGUCCAGCUCGAGGAGCACAGAACCAGCUGCGCUGUGAGCUCUGCGAUGUGUCCUGCACAGGCGCCGAUGCUUACUCUGCGCACAUCCGUGGGGCCAAACACCAGAAGGUGGUAAAACUACACACCAAACUGGGGAAGCCCAUCCCCUCCACAGAGCCCAGUGUGGCCACCCAGACCACUGCAGUGACUGUGACAGCCCCAAUACGGACCCCUGCCUCAGCAACAGGUGGAAUAGCAACGUCCACCCCUGCUCCCACCUCCAGCUCUUCUUCCUCUUCCACUUUCUCCCCUUACCUGAAACCUGUGAACAUUGUCGGCAAUGCUGGUUCAGCGACAGUCCCCACAAAAAGUCCUCUGGUUGUCCCUACCAGUGCCACAGCUGUGAAGAAGGUCAAUGCACCCAAGAUCAACUUUGUUGGUGGCUGCAAGCUACAGACCACUGGCAUAAAGGCAGAGGACAUCAAGGCCGAGGCAUCGAAGCAGGUGCAGCCCCCGGCAGCUGCGCAGGAGGUUAAGGCCGAUCCCUUGGAGCAGGCAGCUGCGCAGUCCGCACUCGCCGCCCUGCAGAGCGACGUGCAACCGGUGGGCCAUGACUAUGUGGAGGAGGUCCGAAACGAUGAAGGCAAAGUGAUCCGGUUUCACUGCAAGCUGUGUGAAUGCAGCUUCAAUGAUCCCAACGCAAAAGAGAUGCAUCUGAAGGGUAGGAGACAUCGGCUGCAGUACAAGAAAAAAGUGAAUCCAGACCUCCAAGUGGAGGUCAAGCCCAGCAUCCGAGCACGUAAGAUCCAGGAGGAGAAGAUGAGGAAGCAGAUGCAGAAGGAGGAGUACUGGAGGCGGCGGGAGGAGGAAGAGCGCUGGAGGAUGGAGAUGAGGAGGUAUGAGGAGGACAUGUAUUGGAGACGCAUGGAGGAGGAACACCACUGGGAGGAACGCCGCAGGGUGCCAGAUGGGGGGUAUCCGCAGGGCCCCCCUGGACCUCCAGGAUUGCUUGGGGUCCGGCCCGGUCUACCCCUUCCUCAACCUCAGGGAUCUGUGCCUCUCCGUCGACCUGAUUCCUCUGACGAUCGAUACGUGAUGACCAAACACGCCACCAUCUACCCUACAGAGGAGGAACUCCAAGCCAUCCAGAAGAUUGUGUCCAUCACAGAGCGUGCACUGAAACUGGUGUCAGACAUAAUCUCCGACCAGGAGAACAAUGCGGAUGGAGAAAAGGACCAGAAGGAUCUCCCGAGAGACAGGGCUCUGAAGGGCGUGAUGCGGGUUGGCGUGCUGGCCAAGGGGCUGCUGCUCCGGGGAGACAAGAACGUCAGCCUAGUGCUCCUCUGCUCCGAGAGACCUCGUAAGGACCUCUUGGCACGCAUAUCGGAGCUCCUCCCCAAACAGCUUGAGGCUGUUACACCAGAAAAGUAUGAAGUCAAAGGCUCCUUGCAAGAGGCCGCUAUAGUGCUGACUUCCUGCGCAGAGCCCAAGAUGCAAGUGACCAUCACUCUGACAUCACCCGUGGUCCGUGAAGAGAACAUGCGGGAAGGAGAUGUAACCACGGGUUUGGUGAAAGAUCCAGCGGACGUCUUGGACAGGCAAAAAUGCCUUGACGCUCUGGCUGCUCUACGCCACGCUAAGUGGUUCCAGGCCAGAGCCAAUGGUCUGCAGUCCUGUGUGAUCAUCAUCCGUAUCCUGCGUGACCUCUGUCAGCGUGUGCCUACCUGGUCUGCAUUUCCUGCCUGGGCCAUGGAGUUGCUUGUGGAGAAAGCCAUAAGCAGUGCCUCUGUACCACUGAGCCCUGGAGAUGCCCUGAGAAGAGUCUUUGAGUGCAUUGCUUCUGGAAUACUUUUACCAGGAGGUCCUGGGCUCCUGGAUCCAUGUGAGAAGAACCCUGAGGACACACUGGGUGCAAUGUCAGAGCAGCAGAGGGAGGACAUCACAUCGAGCGCUCAGUUUGCCCUGAGGCUGCUGGCGUUCCGGCAAAUUCACAAGGUCCUGGGCAUGGAUCCCCUGCCCCAAAUGAACGGUCGCUUCAGCAUUCGCAACAACCGCAAACGACGGCACGAGAACAACGAUGGGGCCGACAGCUCCGAGGGUGAAGGGAAGAAGGACAAGAAGGACUACGAUGGCUAUUGAGACCUCAGUCACGCUAAUGUUAUAAUGAGGUGCAUAACCUGCCUCCUGUUUCUCCUUCUAGCUAUAAUGUUUUGUUCUUUGUGGUUACCUUAGUGCAAUAUCUGGAGUCUUUUGUCGGUCUCUGCUUGUAACAAUUGACCUCUUAAUCAUAAUUAAGCUAAAGCAGUUUUUUUCUGAAAACCGUACCUCUACUGUACCAUUUUAUUUUCAAACUCACUGUAUUUAACCUAUGGUUCCAGUCUUUUUUCAGCCUAGAUGGAACAGUUUUUUGUAAUAAGCUUGUAAAAAUAGGGACAUUGUGACAAUGGGCUCUUAAGCAUCUUUGGGGGGGGGGGGUGGCAUUUCUGCUAACGUUUAAACUUAACUGUUAUAGGUAUAGAAUAGAAAAGUUAUAGUGUGCUUACUAGUAUUUUUUUUAUU
Molecule: messenger RNA, 3744 nt
Organism: Scleropages formosus (Asian bonytongue)
Lineage: Eukaryota; Metazoa; Chordata; Actinopteri; Osteoglossiformes; Osteoglossidae
Product: zinc finger RNA-binding protein-like
Exons: 20
Coding region: 46-3324 (1092 amino acids)
Cellular component (GO): precatalytic spliceosome
Molecular function (GO): single-stranded RNA binding; double-stranded RNA binding; zinc ion binding
Source: RefSeq, a predicted model, not a curated record